Molecule: messenger RNA, 2538 nt
Organism: Verticillium dahliae VdLs.17
Lineage: Eukaryota; Fungi; Ascomycota; Sordariomycetes; Glomerellales; Plectosphaerellaceae
Exons: 1
Coding region: 1-2538 (845 amino acids)
Source: RefSeq, a predicted model, not a curated record
AUGUCGAGCACGCUGUAUCUCGAGAGCCCCAAGGGGAGCCAAUUCCGGCUCCUCAAGCUCAUGCCUGGCCGGUGGGAUGAUGACCUCGUCGCCACUCUCUACAUGGCCUCCGAGCACCAUCGCUUCACUGCACUGUCUUACACGUGGGGAACGAGCAGGCGAUCACAAACCAUCAUGGUCAAUAACGAAGUUCAGUACAUCACCUUUAAUCUUGACCACGCCCUCCGCACAUUGCGAUCGCAAAACGACAGCGUCGUCAUCUGGGUCGACUCGCUCUGCAUCGAUCAGACCAAUGUUGGAGAGAAGACACAUCAGGUCACUUUGAUGCACGACCUGUUCUAUUGGGCGGAAGAUGUACAUGCCUACCUGGGCGACUCUUUGGAUCGCAGCCAUCCACGGUACAACCAGCAUUUCAAGCAGCUGGGAGCACACCCGCACGUGCAUCUCAACGGCGACGCAAGAGACGAUGAGAUUAUCCAACAGGUCCUGUUCAGGGACUGGCCAGCCGCAACGAAAUUAAGUUUCAUGACAGGCCAUCAGCUCAACCUAUACGUAUUUUGCCUUCUGGCAGCUCUUUCGCAGGCAUCUUGGCUGAAGCGCAUCACUGACAAUCAGAUCUUGUUUAACAAGCCUGAGACGUCCAACGCGAGUAGAGCUUUGGAAAUCGCAAAAUUGAAAGCCCUAUUCGAACACUUGCGUGCUUUCGCAAUAUCGCCGUGGUGGGACCGCAUGUGGAUCGUGCAAGAAGCUGGGGUUGCGCGAGUACUCCGUUUGACAUAUGGAAAGAUCACACUACCCUUCGAGGCCCUCGAACGGGCUAGGUCUCGUCUCGAGAGGAUAGCGCUUCCCUCACACUCGCGUCAGGAGAACAUGAAGGUCAUGUCCUUGCUCGCCACAAAGAUUAACACACUCAGCAAGCUUCGAGAGAUCCGCUCAACCCGUAUUGACAAUCUGGUCCACGGCACGAGGCGCUCGCCACUUCAGGGGCGGUACGACUAUCUUGCUCUUUCCAUGGGAAGUGCUCUGCUUUGGCUUUUGAGAAUGUUUCGCAACAGGCGAUCAUCGGAGCCAAGAGACAAAGUCAUCGCGCUGCUGCAGCUACGUCAAGACAUGGGAAGCUUUCUCAACGACAGCAUCAGCCCAGACUACGCAUGCACUGUCCACCACUUAUUUACUCAUGUUUCCUUCACAAUCAUGAGAACGACUGGUAUCUUUUGGGUUACCACAGGCGACCUUCUGUCAAAGUCCCGACACGAUAUCCCUUCGUGGGUUCCGGAUUGGUCCAACGACACGGCAGCCUAUGACCCUCACCACUUGAGUUGGAAACUACCGAUCCUUUUCAGCGCUGGCGAGGCAGCCUAUCUGACCGACGAGAAAGACAAGACCACCACUCAAGAACAUUGUCGUGAUCUGUUGCAGAACACACGAUUUGCGCCCGUCCUGAGCAAGCCCUGGCGCUUGGCUUUGGCCUGGGUCCGUAAAUAUGAUUGGGUUGUUCGGGUUGGUGACACAGUGGACAUUGACGAUGGCCAGGCGUUGACGACCAGCUUCUUUUCGAAGCUGCAGCGCCAACGUAGCGGCCUCCUCGACGGAUUCAAACCUCAAGUAGCUCUGCUCACCGAAGGCGAGUUCAUCGACACAAUCACGGGAUGUUUUGAUGCUCUCAUUCCCAAGCUGUGCAAUGAAUCAGCCGCGCUGAUGGAAAUGCUAAGGCAUUUCGCCGAUGGCUUCCUGGACAUCCGAAGAUCUGAUCGAAGCUUUGACAUAGAAAGACCGCUCCUGGAUGACUUGGGCCGGGUUCUCUGCUCUGGCGUUUUCCAAGACCCCACCGGUUUUGACGGCAUGCACAGCUCCUGGUAUCGAAUCCUUCCCGAAAGCCGCCAAGAGUUCAUCGUUUCGUGCGUCGCCCUACAAAUUCUUGGCUGGAGAUUCGUCGAGCCCUCUGUGGAGAUGACUGCGUCUUCUAGAAAGGCCGCAGGAGUCCGCUCUGGACAGAAAGAUUUGUUCGAUUUUGUAUUCACAAGAGAAGAGGGCUGCCCCAGGACUGAGGCCAUGCACCUCAUUUUCUGGCCGGUUUGGGAUACCUUCUCUCUAGAAGCGGCAUCAGACGUCAAGGACUGGGGAAACGACAUGAUUCACAAUGAGAACCCCAUACAUAUUUUCAAACUCCCGCCCGGCGAAGACACCCCGCCUGAUGCAGAAAUGGCCCACGCUAGGCUCGUCGUUCGUGAGGUUAUGGCAUCCAUGUCCUCGAUAUGUCGGCCCAUCAUGACGCGCCGAGGCUGCUUCGGGCUCGCCCCCUUGAACGUCAAGAGUGGCAAAGAUCAUGUCUUCGCCAUUCCUGGCGCCACAAUGCCGGCGGUGUUGAGGUGCGACAUGCAUAAAGACCCCCAAAGCACGGUCGAAUUUACCAUGCAAAACAGCCAGAUGACCGAGAAAAUGGGCAUGGAGAUGAUUGGAACAUGCUAUCUUGACGGCGUCAUGGACAGGAAGACACGGUAUACAUUUAUGCGGUCAACUCGUCUCUGCAUACUUUGA